GAUGCUAUUCAGCUUACCAGUGUCCAUCCUAAAAUAUCCUCGGAACUGAAUUUGAUACCGCAGACAUUGCCUAGAACAGACUAUGGCCCUCCUAUCUUGGAUAAUUUGGCUCUCUGGAAGCCUUCCUCAACACAUCAAGAAAAGAGGCUAAAAGAAAUGAAUGCAAAAAAGUGAAUAGGUCAUGGCACGCUUAACAAAGAGACGACAAGCGGAUACAAAAGCUAUCCAGCAUCUUUGGGCAGCUAUUGAGAUCAUUCGAAACCAGAAGCAAAUUGCUAACAUUGACCGCAUUACAAAGUAUAUGUCUCGAGUCCAUGGUAUGCAUCCAAAAGAGACAACCCGACAGCUGAGCUUAGCAGUGAAAGAUGGUCUUAUUGUGGAGACCCUAACUGUGGGCUGCAAGGGUUCAAAAGCUGGUAUUGAACAAGAAGGCUAUUGGUUACCAGGAGAUGAGAUUGACUGGGAAACAGAAAAUCAUGACUGGUAUUGUUUUGAAUGCCAUUUGCCUGGAGAGGUAUUGAUAUGUGACCUGUGUUUUCGUGUUUAUCAUUCCAAGUGUUUAUCUGAUGAGUUCAGGCUUAGAGACAGCAGUAGCCACUGGCAAUGUCCAGUUUGCAGGAGUAUUAAGAAAAAAAAUACAAGCAAGCAGGAGAUGAGCACAUACCUGAGAUUCAUUGUCUCCCGAAUGAAGGAGCGGGCUAUAGAUCUUAACAAAAAGGGGAAGGACAAUAAGCACCCAAUGUACAGAAGAUUGGUACAUUCAGCUGUUGAUGUUCCUACAAUACAAGAGAAAGUGAAUGAAGGAAAGUACAGAAGUUAUGAAGAAUUCAAAGCUGAUGCUCAGCUUCUUCUUCACAACACAGUGAUUUUCUAUGGAGCGGACAGUGAACAAGCUGACAUAGCCAGGAUGCUUUAUAAAGAUACAUGCCAUGAGCUGGAUGAACUGCAACUUUGCAAGAAUUGCUUCUAUUUGUCAAAUGCACGUCCUGACAACUGGUUCUGCUAUCCUUGUAUACCUAAUCAUGAGCUGGUUUGGGCCAAAAUGAAGGGUUUUGGGUUUUGGCCAGCCAAAGUCAUGCAGAAAGAGGACAAUCAAGUUGAUGUUCGCUUCUUUGGUCACCAUCACCAAAGGGCCUGGAUUCCUUCUGAAAAUAUACAAGAUAUCACAGUUAACAUCCAUCGGUUGCAUGUGAAACGCAGUAUGGGCUGGAAAAAAGCAUGUGAUGAGCUGGAACUGCAUCAACGCUUCCUGCGUGAAGGAAGAUUUUGGAAGUCUAAGAAUGAGGAUCGAGGUGAAGAAGAAGCAGAGUCCAGCAUCUCCUCUACCAGUAAUGAACAGCUGAAGGUCACUCAGGAACCAAGAGCAAAGAAAGGGCGACGUAAUCAAAGUGUGGAACCCAAAAAAGAAGAACCAGAGCCUGAAACUGAAGCUGUAAGUUCUAGCCAGGAAAUUCCCACAAUGCCUCAGCCAAUAGAAAAGGUUUCGGUCUCAACUCAGACCAAGAAGUUAAGUGCCUCUUCUCCAAGAAUGCUGCAUCGGAGCACACAGACCACUAAUGAUGGAGUGUGUCAAAACAUGUGCCAUGACAAAUACACCAAAAUCUUUAAUGAUUUCAAAGACCGAAUGAAAUCUGACCACAAACGAGAAACUGAAAGGGUUGUACGAGAAGCACUGGAGAAGCUGCGUACUGAAAUGGAGGAAGAAAAAAGGCAAGCUGUAAAUAAAGCUGUGGCCAAUAUGCAGAGUGAGAUGGACAGGAAAUGUAAACAGGUAAAAGAAAAGUGUAAAGAAGAAUUUGUAGAAGAGAUUAAGAAGCUAGCAACACAGCACAAGCAACUGAUUUCACAGACCAAGAAGAAGCAAUGGUGCUACAACUGUGAAGAGGAAGCCAUGUACCAUUGCUGUUGGAAUACAUCCUAUUGCUCGAUCAAGUGUCAGCAGGAACACUGGCAUGCUGAACAUAAACGCACCUGUCGCCGAAAAAGAUGAAAGCUGUAUUCCUCCUCCUCCAGAGAGAGAGAGAGAGAGAGAGAGAGAGAGAGAAUCACCCCGAUGAUUGCUAUUCUCAGACAAAGCGGUUUUUGUUUCCAAGAAGCCAAAAUUGUUUAGAAUUUGCUUCCCAUUUUGCACCAGCCUUUAAACACUUUUCGUGAAGAAAUUUUGCACAGUAGUUUAAAUCUUCUGUUCAUGCUCCUCCAGAUUUUGUCAGUAAGUAAGAUUAACAUCAGUGGAGGGUAUUUUAAGGGUUAUUUUAAAUGAAUUUUAAUUGAGGAUUUGUUGCAUUUUCAGCAAAUUUUAAAACAUUUUUAGGUUUUACAGAGAUUUUAACCUUUAAACAACAGAUCUUUAAAAAAAAAAACAACAGGUGAAUACAAGUGAGUUUAACAAAGAAACAUUUAAAAUAGAUCUGAAUGUAAGAAAUAUAGAACUGUUUCAGAAAUAAAACAUACUACCUUGAUGUAACAUUUAUUUCUUAACCUUGUUGAGCUGGUUUUGUUCAGCUUAAUUUACUGUUUAAAGGCAUUAUCUAUUGGUUAUGCCAGUGGGUAUAUGAUUGAAUUUAGGGAACAGGGUUGACACAGCAGGUGCUAGUCCUGCAUAUUUUUUCUUAAAUAUUUCCCAAUUGUGUUUUUCAUUAUUUCUUUUCAAUAUAUAACUUUUAUAACAAAUUAUUAGCUUUGAUCUCGUAGUUUAAAAUUGCAGGGAACUGGGGUAAUCUUUUACUGAGCUGGAUCUUAGAAAAAAUGAAUAUUUAAAUUUUAAAGUUUGCACAUUUCAUUCUUGUCCUAACACGAGUGCUUGUAACAAAACAAGGAAAAGCCAAAAACUACCUUUAUUCAUACAUGAAAUUUUAGAUGAGGCAUACAAAUUUCUUUAAUGCUUCCCUUCCCUCCCCAAGUAUCAUCUGACUGCCUAUUAUCUGGUGUCACCUAGUCCAUUGUAAGUUAAUACUCAAAGGAAAGAAAGCACUUAAGUGUCACAGAAGCCGUUAUGUUUGUAGUAAUGGGUCAUUGCCUGUUAAUGAGCUCCAUCACUGUACACAGAAUGAAGAAUAAUGCAUGUUAAUUUUCUUGUAUUAAAGAUGCCGUGAUUUGUAAAAAGUCUGUAUUUUGAGGAAUGUCUGGAUUAAGAAGCAUUACCAAUAGGAAUGGAUCGAUAGUUGAAUAAUGAGUUUUUUUUACACAUAGAUAUAUAAAUCACAUCCAGUAAAACUUACUUAAAUUUCUUUUCUUUCAAAAUGUCUCAUAAUUUGUUUUUUCAGAGGCUGAUUGAUCUUAGACCAAGUCAAAUUCCCGUUAUCAUCUAGCUAUUUUUUGAGAAGUUAGAGGAAUAAUUUGUAAAUAUUUAUUUAGAUCUUUGAUAUUUAUUAAAAGCAAUUACACACAAUGGAAGUGAAAGAAUAAGGAGAAAAGCCUUUUAAAAAGUUUUCUCUGGGUUUUGUCAGGGUCACUCUAAAUAUAAAAAUCUAACUAAACCUUCUGUGAAAAAAACAUCCAAACCUAAUGUUGUUGCAGAUGGUGGUGACACAAGUUAAUUGACCAGCGACUGCCAAAUAAUGCACAAUAUUUUGCAGAAACUACAUAGCAGCCCCAUUCAAAACAACAUACUAAACUACACAGUGACGUGCAUUAUUUCUCGUUUCUGUGUAAUUAAUCCAUGUUGCCAUUGUGCUGUGGCACUGGUGAGGUCCAUCAUAGCUGAAGAAAAUUAAUCUUGUUCAGUUAUUUUACAAAUUCCCAAACUUCGAUCCACCCCUAUGAAAGCAAGUUAUUGUGGAAAUAUUUUUGGUGUAAAAUCAUUCCAGAGUAUGUACUAUUUAACUGAUAGCUGCAUGAAAGUAAGAUUUCGUGUUACUUUGGCUUUUUCGUCUCUGUUGACACGGUUGCACAUUUCCAAGUUACUACAGCGUGAAAACUGUGUGUUUAAAAAAAAAAAAAAAAAAAAAAAAGACAUUGUGGCCUGGUUUUUGUAUAAGUUUUAGGUAAAAUUACAAUUGAUUGUUUUAGGAAUCAUUAUUAAAAAUUAAUUUUCUGCAAAUCAUAAAGCUAUAUUACGGUGUUGAGCUUAGCCACUAUGCACAUUGUAAUUAUUCAUUGUGGCUGUCCAGUUCUAUGAUGCAUUCUGGCAUUUUGUAAGCUGCUCUGACUAGCAAUAUAUAGAGUCAUUUAAUGUGUUAACAUUGGUUAAUAAAUGUAUUUAAAAAAAAAUCACUGGCUUAAUAAAGUGUCAAUCUAGUCCAGUCCCCUGCAUCUAAAUACAACUGCAGCUGAAUGUUGAUUCUGUAUUAUGGGUCAUUCAUUUGCAACCAUUUUCCUUAUAAAAGAAUAAUUUUAUUAAAGUAAUUCUCCUACAAGCAACAUUUAUUUAAAUUGAAAUUUCAUUCACGAUUUUUUUAAAGUUGUAUUUUGUACCAUGGUUAACAAGAGAGGUGUGAUAUCCAUUUGAGGGACCUGAUAAAUUUAAUACAUCGCCAUAUUUGGAUUUUUCUAGCUUUUUCAGGAAAACUGACUAUAUUUGGUCAAUAAAACUGUCUAUAUCUAAGAAAGUUGGUCUGGUUUCUGCAUCAUGCAAAACUGGGCAAAUACUUUAAAAUGUAUGUUAGCAAGGAAUUCAGCUAAAAGCCUUUUUUUUUCUUCAAUUCUUCAAUUUGACACUCAAUGUUCUAUUGACUAUUUACUAAGGCACACCAAAUUUGAAUCACCUGCCAUGUGACCUUACAUUAAGUCACUGGGAUUAGAACAUUGUGAUUUCAGCUAGAAAACAGAAAUGCUUAUUCUUUUAGGAAUUGUGCUGUCAUUGAAAUUUGCUAACAAGUAUAUAUGGGAUAUGUUCACAUGUAUAUAUUUGCGUCAUUUCUUGGGCCGUACCCUUUCCUCUUCUUCACCCUGCUACUCUCAUCCACAGGUGGAGGAGAUCCCAUUGACCCAAAGGGAACUCCAGCUGCAGGACAUGUCCAGAGAGGAAGGAAAAUCCUCAUUGUAAUCACUUCCAACAUUCAAUGUUUGACCAUUUCUGUGUAUUAUCUUUGGAUCUCUAUAUAGUGUGUCACAAAAAAAAAAAGCGCAAAUAUCAAAAAGCGAGAAUUUAUUUCUUUGUAAAUUGAAUAUGAAACAAAAUUAUCUUGGAUUUUUACUGUAUUAAGCAUUUGUUAUUCCAUUUUAAGAAAUAAUGUUCCUAUAGCAGUAUCUUUAUUUGCUUUUAUGCUGUACAUAUGCUUCACUGGAACGUGUCAGACAUGAUGACGAGUGGAUCCCAUCUUUUUCUUAAUCUAGUGGUGCUCCUACUUUCAGCUCACCAAUCCCAAAUGUUGGUAGUUUCAGCGUCAGGCUCCCCAGCAUUAUAAAGUAGUUUACCUGGUCCUUACCUGCUGCUCUGUGCAUGUUUCUUGUCCUGUAAGCAUACAUCUCUGAAAGACAAAAAUAGUUUUGAGUUCUGAAUACUGGUUUCUCGGAUUAUCAGAGGAAAUGAGGUUGCAACAUUGUUAAUAAAAAUCAUUUAAAUUA
Vombatus ursinus (common wombat) is the source of this 5505-nucleotide messenger RNA. RefSeq names its product zinc finger MYND-type containing 11 (gene ZMYND11). The transcript is spliced from 15 exons. Gene Ontology annotation, molecular function: protein binding; DNA binding; transcription corepressor activity. Gene Ontology annotation, biological process: regulation of transcription elongation by RNA polymerase II. Lineage: Eukaryota; Metazoa; Chordata; Mammalia; Diprotodontia; Vombatidae. The record is from RefSeq and is a predicted model, not a curated record. The coding region runs from base 182 to 1990 and encodes 602 amino acids.